CCAGUCCACCUCAGUUGCUGUGUUCAGUGCUGGAACGUUCACAACACUGAUUUGGAGGGUUUCAUAACUUGAAAUUAGAUAACCAUACAGAUUUUUGCCAUGCAAAGUAUUCUUGGCUGGCUCAAGUUGUAUACUGUAUUACUAUAGUCAGAGAUAUAUUUUAAUAUUUUUUGUUACAUUCAUUUCAUCUUACAUUUAAGGCUAAGUGAAAUGACAAGGCAGACAUGAGAUCAUUUUUGAAAAAAAUUAUUAAAAUUCUAUAGCUACUGAAGAAGCAAAAAUGUCCACAAUAUGACAGCACGAGCAUCGCAUUAAAAAUAAAAAUACCAUCAGUCUGCAAGUUUGAGAAGUAGCUUAAGCUCAAAUAUAUUUGCAGUGAAGUUAUGCAAUAAAACCUUAAUGAAUCUGGACCCUUCCAGUUGUCAGUCAGGCAUUACUCAGGUAAAUAUUUGUCUUUGUAAAAAACGGAAAUGUAAAAAUGUGGAUUUUGGUGAUUUUCCCAAAGCAUAUGGGAAUGCUAUACAUUAGCUGUGCUAUUGUUUAUCUCUGCUUUCCAAAUGUAAACUGGCUAACCCUGCACUGCAAACAAACUAUUUAACAGUUACUUACUUGGACUUUACAAGAAAGUGUUUUCUUCAGAAAUUAAUUCAAACAUGAUAAAUACAAAGGCAAAAGCUGAUCUCUGAGGGAAAUCACAGCAGAAAAAUUACCUCAAAAGCAAUACUUUUGCUUUUUUGUAUUUUUUCAAGCUAUAGUGUGCUUUAUUAUGAUCAUUUGAUUCCUAUUUUGUUCUUAUUGUUAUCACCUACAUGAUAAUGAGAGCACCAGUAAUUAAAGUGGUAGAUGCUGAGUUACAGGCAGAUGCACAAGUGAGUUAUGUUAAAUUGAGCAUGUGAAUUUUAAUUGAAAAUGGUUUUGAUGACACUGUCAUAUGAGAUCUCUGCUACAAACCACUUAGUAACCACUGUUGAGGGUGUGGACUGAGGGCUCAUCAUAAAAGUAAGUGCAUCUUUUUCUGUAUUAAAUUAGAUGAAAGAGUGGUAAUAUUUUUAACCUUGUCUGUUUUUAAUGGAUAUUUAGGAAAUGGGCAAUGUAAUGUCGUGUAUUUCCUUAAGAGUUAUAACCUCUUCCAUCCUGUAGGCCUUUUAUCGGGAUGCCAGCAACAAUCUCAAGCAUGGCAUAUGUACGUAGGCAGCCUCCUAGUACUAUGACAAUAAUGGAAAACAAGCUCAGCGUGUUUACUCUCUAAUUUGCUGUUUUGAUUAGGGCAGAAGUAAAAAUGUACCCUUUUUGCUGCCGUUGGUUUUACAUCUUACGCAAGUCAAGCAAUGAGAAUGACAAGACUUGAUGUAUUUCAAAAUUUUCCCAUGUGCCCGAGUGUUAUCCACAGACCCCAUGGCUGUUUAUUGUGGCCUUCAGUCUUGCAGCUCUUACUGAGAACACUAAAGUUGGUUUUUCAGGUGGAAAUUUUAAAAAUAUAGCCUGGGGCUCUAGGGGUAAAUGUUUUAAACUGUUUAGAAUUCUUUGUGCUCCACUGCUGUUAUCUGGACACACAUUGCUAGUUUGCAGGGAUUCAGGUUUUCUCACACUUGCCAUCCAUUCAUUUGUAUUAUUGGUUAUAUUAUGUCUGUUAGCCAGUACAUUGUUUUUCUUUGCUGUAUCAUUUCAUUUUACUUUUGCAAUCCUGAAUAAUGAUAUAAUUUUUCUUCACAUUAUUUGAUAUUGUCUGAAUGAAAUACAAUAAAUACACAUACAGCUACAAAAUGGAUUUUAAAAAGAUUCUAGAAACUUCUGCCCACCUGCUCACCCACUCCCACUCCCAAUGAUCACAUUACCCCCAUCUUUCAGAACUUCCACUGGCUUACCAUCCCCCAGCUAAUUCACUUCAAAAUCCUCCUUAUCCCCGACAAAUCUCUCCAUAACUUGGCUCCCCCUUACCUGAAUGAACCUCUCCACUGACACACUGCCACCUGUACUCUCUGCUCUGCUGAUGUUGGCCGCCUAUCUAUCAACCUUCCGGACCAAAUGCCGGACCUGAGGUGACAAGGCUUUCUCCAAUGCCACUCCCACCCUCUGGAGCUCACUCCCUAAAAGCAUCAGAGAAUGCUGCUUUGUGUUCCUACCUACUUUUUAAAUCAUCUAGUGUCUAGAAAAGCACUAUAUGAGUAGAAAGAUCUAAAGGAAUGGUGCUGGACAUCAUGCUUGGGAAAAGUACAUGGUUAAAGGAGAAGAGGGAGGUAAAGAAUCAGAUGGAUAGACGGUGUGACCAACAUUUGACCUUGUAUUUAAAUUGCAGUGGCUGCUUAUUACUUUAAUGUAGACCUUGUUCUUGCAUCACACACCCUAAAGAAAUAUGUGAUUGUUUAACUUCAGCCAAAAGCACUAAUUUGAUUUUCCUCAACUCUACACAAGUUGUAACUAAACAUCAAACUCUUCUGGGCUUUGUAUUCCCCAUCUGCCAGUGAAUGAGGAGUUUAACAGGACAAUGUUUACUGAGCAUCUAUGGCCUGGUAUGGAGAAGUGGCUUCUGGUGACUGUGCUGGGACUGGAAAUGGUCGUGGGAGUUGUGGGAAACAGUCUUGUUCUGCUUGUCAAAGUCAUGUGUAGAGGCCAAUUCUGCUGUCGUUACUGGUUUCCUUUCAUCAGUCUCACCCUAUCAGAUCUAGGCUGCUCCGUCCUUAUCAUCUCUGGCUCCAUGCUGGCCAUUCUGACAGGAGGUCAGAGGUCACCAUGGUGUGAAGUAGUCAGCCUGCUGAAGUUUGCCUUCAUCACCUCCUCUAUAGGAAGCAUAGCUGUCCUCUGUGUGCAGCGGCUGAUUGGCAUGGCCUUCAGAGGAAGUGCUCUCUUCGUUGUCAUGGUGACAGCGUGCUUGGUUUCUUGGGUGACAGGAGCUGUGUUCGGGAGCAUCCCUGUUGUUUACGCCUGGAUCAGGUAUGACCCUGCAGAGAUGCUGUGUGCUGUCUUCUGGGAGGGCAGCUACUCAGAUAUGUCGGUCUACAUUCUUUGUGCUUUCUCCAUCUGCAUCUUUCUCCCCUUCCUUCUCGUUUUUGGCUGCUUGGUACUCAGCGCUACUGGCUGUGGGUCCAGUGGCAACAGUGAUGAGGAGGCGGAUCUUUCUGAAGUGGCUCCUCUUUUGGUGGCCUCCUACACAAUCUGCUACACUCCCUUUGUUGUGUCUGAGCUGAUCCUGCUGGGUAGGAUGGACCUGUCUCCAGCACCUGAUUGGUUAAGGACAUUAUCCUCCGUUAUGUCAUACCUGGACUGUGGUUUAAACCCUCUUAUCUACUGCACCCAUCAGAGCUUCAGGGAGGCAGGUCUGGCACUGUUAUGGACUAAAAGGAAACCAAUGUCAGAGCCUGUUCUCACUGCUGUCAUUAAGCAUUAAAUGUAAACAUGUGAGGGUUGAUAUAUAAAAUUCAAAAGGUGAGCCCAAAAAUACGCAGAUUUUUAAAAUAUAACUGCCAAGCAAAUUUGAAGCAUGCUUGUUGUACCCUGUUAUAAAUAAUUAAAGAAAGAAAAUGUGAA
Messenger RNA from Amphiprion ocellaris (clown anemonefish), 3525 nucleotides. RefSeq names its product kappa-type opioid receptor. The transcript has 7 exons. Gene Ontology annotation, molecular function: G protein-coupled receptor activity. NCBI's taxonomy places the organism in Eukaryota, Metazoa, Chordata, Actinopteri, Pomacentridae. Gene Ontology annotation, biological process: G protein-coupled receptor signaling pathway. The coding region runs from base 2486 to 3385 and encodes 299 amino acids. Gene Ontology annotation, cellular component: membrane. The record is from RefSeq and is a predicted model, not a curated record.